CCUCCCGACGGUUUUGCUUCGGUCCGGUUCGCUCGUCCUAUCCCUAAUACUGGUCCGAGUGCCAUUGCGAUUUUUCUCACCACGUUUGGUGCUUUCUCGUGGGGAAGGUACCAGGUUGGACAGGGUAACAAGAUCCGAAGAUUGGUUCAUUUCUUAUGGGAUGGUUUGGUGUUGAAUUCAAAAAAGACAUAUCUCAUGUGUCAGAGCAUCUAGCCAUAGGAACAAUGACUGGUUACUUGGGGAGCCUUACAACCUUCAGUGGUUGGAAUCAAAAAAUGCUUGAACUCAGUGCUUCCGGUCACUGAGUCAUCUGUGCAUUGGGCUUUAUAGUAGGUUUAUCUCUUGUUGUCGUCUCCAUCGCAUUUGGGGUUGAAACUGCAAAAGGUUUUAGGUGGCUUCUCAACAGGCUGAAUAUUGCAAGUCUAGAAAAUGGCAUCUCUAAGGUCAACUACAAAGUAAACAGCUACCAUUGCCAAAUGACAGCUAUGGUGAUAUUCUUGGUGAUAUUGGGUAUUUUAUGGGGUGUGAGUGGUGCAUUUGUAAAGGCUAAGUUUAAACAUGGUGGAAGUGCUGCUGAGUAGUGGUUUGCUUGCAUGGUUGGACCUAGAGGUGUAUGGAUUAGAUGGUUCUUAGCGAGGCUUAAUGGGCGUGGGUUAGGAAAGGAAGGUUUGUUUCAAUGGAUACCAUUUGGGACUCUAAUUGCCAAUGUAUCAGCUGCUUGUGUUAUGGCUGCACUUUCUACUAUAAAGAAUGCAAUUAGUUACUACUUCUGCUAGACAAUCACAAGAUGCAUGGGGUUCUGCUGAUUGGACUGAAGUGGAGGAUGUCAAGUACGUGAAUAGAAGCAGGAGGUUGCAAGAGGAAGUAAGAGGAAUGAUUAAUGAUGAAAAUAUGGAAAUCUUAGAGUUAAUAGAUGUGAAACGCUUAGGCCUCAGCUACCACUUUGAAAAGGAGAUAAAAGAAGCACUUGAUAGAUUUCUAUUGUUGGAAGAAUAUCAUGAUGCAUUUAUUGGAAAAAGUCUACAUGACACUGCCUUGAAAUUUAAGGUUCUCCGAGAAUUUGGAUAUGAUGUUUCUGCAGAUGUUUUUGAGAGGUUUAAAGACAACACUGGAAAUUUUAAGGCAUGUCUUGUGAAAGAUGUACAAGGGAUGUUAAGUUUGUAUGAGGCAUCGUUUAUGUCUUAUGAAGGAGAAAACAUUUUGGAUGAAGCAAAUUCCUUCACGAGUUUCCACCUUAGAGGAGUUCAUGGCAAUAUAAGCAAUUUUCUUUUUGAACAAGUGAGUCAUUCAUUGGAACUUCCACUGCAUCGUAGAUUUCAAAGGCUUGAAGCUAGAUGGUUUAUUGUGUUAUAUGGAAAAAGAAAGGAUGCUAAUAAGGUGUUGCUUGAAGCGGCUAAGUUGGAUUUCAACAUCGUGCAAUCAAAUCUACAACAAGAUCUUAUAGAAAUGUCAAGGUAUAUGAAAACGUCAAUCAUAUUUGUAUAAAAUGUCUUAUUUGCAUUUUAAUUAUUUGUUUUAAAAUAAUUUUUCUUUAAUAAUAAGGCAUGCACCCCUGUGUCUAUGUCCGAUAUAGGUCCGCCCAACCCAAGAAUCAUAUAUAAGUGGUACUUACUAAGUCUUAAUUUUGAAGAAAUCAUGAAAGUGGCCAUUUCAUCCACCCUCUACUUUCAUGAAUAAUAUAGCAAUUAAUGGGGAGUCCAAAGACAGUAUCUGCCAUGACAAAGAAAUAUAUGAUUUAAUACAUGGAUUCAUGAACAAAUUUAAGUGAAAUCAAUACUAUCAAAAUUCCCUUACUAAAAUAAUUGACAUUGUUUCAUGCUCUUAUUAUGGUUCUUAGUUUCUCAUGUGGUUAAAAAUCUGAAGUAGUGAUGAACAUCCUUCAACCUUAAAUUCACUUGGUUUCAUAGUUUGGUGUAUUUUUUUAAAGAAAAUAAUGAAACUUGGUUUGAAAAGUUACGAUCUUUUGAAGUUCUGGUUGUUUAAGUGUGAA
Messenger RNA from Vicia villosa (hairy vetch), 1990 nucleotides. Its product is annotated as tricyclene synthase TPS4, chloroplastic-like. Lineage: Eukaryota; Viridiplantae; Streptophyta; Magnoliopsida; Fabales; Fabaceae. The transcript has 6 exons. The coding region runs from base 751 to 1485 and encodes 244 amino acids. The record is from RefSeq and is a predicted model, not a curated record. Gene Ontology annotation, molecular function: terpene synthase activity.